AUGGCAACAACUGGUGUAGCAGCAUUACCUAUAGCCGGUACAAAGUCAGCCCCGAAGAAGUUUACAGAAAAACUCGCCAGUUUAUUGAAAGUCUACCUUCAUACAAUGCUAUACUUCCUGACUGGAAUCGUGAAAAGUCUUGGAGCAUGGAGAGAAUAUACUCGAGGGUUCCUCACUAUUUCAGGAUGGUUGAGAAGAAACCAGCGGAUCACUACAGAUGAGGAAGCCCUUUAUUUCUGGAAAGGAAUCCCUCGUUUGUUUCGCCAGCUUCUUGAACCCCGACUACUCACUGCUCAGCCAAACCAUGACCUUUCCAAGCCAUUUGUUAUGUCAGAUGUCAAUUCAAAAGCAGAAGCUCUCCUACAGCGAAAUCGGUUUGAUACCGACCGUCUUCCAUCAGAUGAUGAAGACUCAGAUGAUGAAUCCAGUGCUUCAGAAUCGGAUUCGGACUCCAAUGAUAGCAGUGAUAGUGAAUCGGAACAUGAUAAGAAGAAGAGAAAGCAGAAAGCUGCUAAACAUAAGGUAAGAACCAAGAAAAGGCUUGUGGUCAAAUCAGAAGAUUCAGACAAUGAGGAAGAUAUCAAGAAAGCACAAGCAACUCGUAAGAAGGCCACAAAGGAAAUGAAAAAGAAGGCCAAUGAAGUGGACGAUCUAGUUAGGCAGCUCAAUCGCAUGUCACUUGAGGACCCAGACUAUGGUGUCACCUACUUGCGUGCAUGUAGGCUAGACCCACUGGUGGCUUCUGUAGUUCGCAAGCCACUCAUUGAGUCCACUCCUCCAAUGACCCGUCCCUCAGCGCCCAUGACAUCUGCUCUGCGAGGAAAUGCGCAAACAGGAACCUCUCGGGCAGAAAUGAAGUGCUAUGGAUGUGGUAAACUGGGACAUGGACUAUCAAGCUGUCCAGAUAUUCUUGGUCUCAUAGACCAAGGAAUCAUCAUUCGGGAUGGUAUAACGGGUCGCUUAACCAUGAAAGAUGGGUCCAGAAUAUUCAGGGGCAUGGAUGAGCCAUUCACGACAGCAAUCGAACAUCAAGUUGGCCCUCAAUCACACUUCAUAACUGCUGCUGAAGCUCCUUUUUGUGCUAAAGUGGAGGAAGCAGCCUCCGAAGAGUCGGACGGUGAUGGUGACGAUGAAGAUGAAGAUGAAGACUCUAACACUGAAGCAGUAUAUGUCAUGCCAGUAAAACCUACGGAAAAGAUAAUCCGUACUGCAUGGAAGCAAGCAGCACAAGGUCCAGUUGUUCCUCCUGUUAGAAUCCAGGAGAAGGUUGACCGUGCAAAGGGAGACAAACAGAAGGACAAACCUCCCCAUAUGAAUGAAUCUGUUGAGCGUCGUUUAGCUCGCAUUCAGGGUCAGCCUGCUCCAGCCAUUUCAGAUCCAAAACCGGACCGUGAAGUCCGACCAGUGCAGCCACAUACAACCAGGGACUCUCAUGAAAGGGUCUGGGAACAUCAACAACCAGUUGAUACCUCUCAGAGGAACUUUGAUCCAGCUAAUGAUGAUGAAAUCAUGGAAGAUGACUUUGAACCUAUCACGCAAAAGCAAAAAUUGGCGAAGGAUGCAAAGAAAGGAAACAAGACAGAUGCAACUCCAGGAAAGGAGGAUGGAACCAAACGGGUUCCUAAAAAGAGUGAUGUGCAAGCUCAAGUCGACCAAAUGAAGAUUCUCGGCAAGGUGCUUAGUACUCCUGUGACACUAGCAGUCGGGGAAGUAUUCGGGAUCUCAAAAGAAAUGUCACAACACUUGCAGAAUGUCUUGAAGCCGAAAUCUCCAGUUGUGAACAUUGUUGCAUCUUCAUUCAGUACAAAGACCCGUGGGCUACUCAUUCGCCUUCGGAUUGAGAUUGACGGAAGACCCAUCAUAGCCAUUGUUGACACUGGAUCACAGCUGAAUAUUGCUCACAAGCGUAUUUGGAAAACUAUGCUUAAUCGUCCAAUGGACAUAGCCCGCUCAGUCAAUAUGAAUGAUGCCAAUGGAGGAGCCGGGAUACUUCAAGGGCUAGUCGAGAAUGUUCCUCUUACUUGUGGGGGAGUUCUCACCCAUGCAAACUUGUACAUUGGAGAUAAAGUUCCUUUUGAUUUGCUCCUCGGACGUCCAUGGCAGCGAGGGAAUUACAUCUCCAUUGAUGAACGAAGUGAUGGAACAUACCUUCUCUUUAAAGAUAAAGAUCUCGAAGUAAGACAUGAGAUCCUGGUCACUCCAGAUGGACUUGAUCCGAACUGGUCAUUCGACCCAGCGGUAUGGCAUAGCAUUCAGAACAGCACACAGAAAGGUCUUCUUGGCCAGAAGGAUACAAGGGUGCUGUAUUGUGGGGACUUCCGAGAGGACUACAUCUACAACAGUGCCUAUGAAAAGUUCUGGCAGAGACUAGGUGCCGAUCUCGACGAAAUGGAACAGCAAGAGCAAGAAGAACAAACGACUUCACGAGAAUCGAUUCAACCUGCUAAUGAUUAUACUGUAUAUCAAGUACAGCAGCAACCGACGCCAACAUUACUAUGGGAGGACAAAUUGCUCAAUGAUCGUCUUUAUGUGCAUGAUCACUCCCAUCUGAACGAGGAGCCGUUGCUCAUAUGCGGAAUCAAAAUUCCCGAAAGCGGUGGAGAUCAGAUCGCAUCCCCAAACUCAGAAUCUGCAACUUACGAAGAACCGCUUCAGCAAUUGGAGAUACAGAAGCAGAAGCGCAAAAACCUCGAGGCUAACAACUGGUGUGCUCCAGGCCUAGUAGGAACAGCUUUCCCAGAGACACUGGAUGGAGGCGUGCCAGAGGAUCAGUAUGAGAUGUUCAGAAGUAACAAAGAACACACACCUGUUAGAACAAAUGAAAAGUGCACGCACCAGGUAGUACGACCGUUGGGUCUCGCGCCUGUGUGCUGUGGUCAAGAGAAGCAGGUAGUGUCCUGCCUGAGAACGCCUGCCGAGGGAGCACGCGAUCCAAACGCACAGCUUGAGGAAAGUGACAGGGGUGUUCUGGGCAUAGGAAAUGAGGAGUACCUGACGCUCGCAUCAAGAUCGGGCUACGAACCAGUAUCAUCAGACUCAAAUGAGGUCGACGAAGAUGCAUGGCAGCAUACCAAUGUACAAGCCGCGCGCCCAGGAAAUGCAGGGGAAUUGCGAAGAAAUGGUGAUCAGUACGAGCCGAUCAGUCAGGAAGACAAAAGCGUACCUUUUAUAGUGAGCAAGGAGCUCAUGCAAUUGGAAGCACGACUGUUUGCUCUUGCACCUGUACACCGUAGCCAGAAGGGAGCGACGUGGAUCGGUCGGGAAGAGUGUUACACCCCGGAGAGCGAGCGAUUGAUAGCAGCGCCCCCAGGGAUGUUGAGUCCAUUGCUUCGCAAGGAUGGCUCUGUGAAACAAUUAGCCAGCACGCAGGCCGAGAAUGAAGGAGAUGCAGAGAACCUACCUGGUGAUCCAUCCCGAGAACGAACGCCAGCAAGAGCCAACCGCUGGCCUUGGUGCGCAUGUCCUGGGAGCGUCAAGACGCUGUCAUGCACAACACAUUGCAGCGACACGCCGCAGCCUGUACGCGCAAGCUCUGCGUCAUGCGCCGAGUCGAAUAAUGCCCAGACGCAGACGCAGACACGUCAGCUCUUCAGAAAUGAGAUAGGAAGUUACUUACCAAAGUUUUCCCUAAUGCUAAGACCGCAGCGCGCAGCGCGCACGCCGCCGCUGGCCCAGAUCAAAACCGCUAACAAAGAAUUAAAGAGGUUAGUCAUGCAGAGAGGUCGAAACUCACCAGACCCACAGCUAGUCAAACAAAGGAUGGUGAACUGGUUAGCUCACCAGCGCACAGGAAAUUUGGAGCAUGCCGCUGCAUGCAGUUUGACAUGUCACCGAGAUUCGCCAGAGGUCGGGAAUGUUGGACAUCGGGAACCAAUCGAAGGUAUUGCCCAGGAGGAGAGCCGAGGUCGAGACCAGCCAAGGAAAGAAGCAAGGGUCGGGACGAAAGAGAAAGGAGAGGGACGCGCACGCAAACGAGACAGGAGCGCGAACGUAGUGGCUGAACGUAAGGUUCGAAGACGAGAAGCGCCAAUCAGGGUAGUGCACUCGAUCGAGAUUUGUUCCGAAGAUCUGGAUACCCCAGACUUCGCGCUUCGCGCACUUCCUGACCUUCGACAGGCUUCCGUGCCUCUUGCGUCAUCAAGCCGCCUCAGCCGCAUGCUCUCGCUGCAAGUAAGCAGUCCGGAGCAUCCCUACCACGACAGCCAUGACGCACGCCGAGCCCCCCAACAGGAGAACGCGCGGACAAGACACAACAGCGCAUCACGACAGGACGCGUACCCCGCUGAGUGUCAGAACGCUGACGCGCGAUCCCGUAUGCUAACCACACCUCCAGAGAUAUUUAAAACACUACCUACGGGACUCAAAUCUCCUAGUGUCAAGCCAGCCAUGCCAGUCCUCCAUCAGUCCACUCCGUAUCCAUCAGCUAUGCCACCGACCCAAUGUUAUCGACUUACGAGCGGUGCUGUGGGCACCGUGCGCUUUGUCCCGCCCACAGGUCCGCCGCCGCCUACAAUGCGCCAGUCGACGGGGAUUCAAGGCGACCAGCUCGUUCUGCUGGGGCACCAUGACCUCAACGUCCACGGACCCGCGAACCUGGGGCGUCUUGCCCUGGGCGGGAACUUCACAGUCCGGUGCGCACCUCAACAGACGCAUCUCGGAACGCAGCAGACAUUCGUCGUCCUCGGCUGCGUUGUCUGGUACACGGAGCCCGGGGAAUCAGAGGCAUGUCCGUAUUUUGGCGAUGCCGUGAUAACCUUUACAUUCAGGGGGCCCACUGAGACCAUUGUCCCCUUCGUCCACGCAUACGAACCGCCGCCGCCUCCUCCUCCUAGCGCCGCUAUUCAGACAAUGUCCACGACACGCAACGAGCGUCCAAUCCUGCCGCUCCCUCGUCGCGCCCCGGUACCGCAGGAAAGGGCCCAACAGGAGUGCGCCAGCCAUGACAUAGCCGACGUCUGGCUCGUCGAGAAUGCGGCCAUCCUCGGCAACAUAUUGGCGGCUUCCCCAUCCGACAUCCCAGCCAUGCUCAAUGCACGCCCACUCGUCCCGCCGCCGUUGUCCUCCUCCGGCCUGCCCAGUCCCUCCACUCCAUUGCUUCCCGUGACCACCCCGGACGGUUGCGACAUCGAAAACUUGAAGAUCCCGGGGCUCUUGUACCCCCAGGACAGCACAGACGCUGACGUCCGUGCCGUCAGUCCCUUAAAGACCAACGGGCUGCGCGCCGAACCCGUGCAAGACGAGGACGAAGACAUGCCGUCCCUGGACUUCCUCGCAAUGCAGGCUAAAAGGCGAACAACUUCGGCCUUAUAUUGGAGUCCAUCGGAACCUUCUGAGAUGCAGAGAGUGAACACACUUCGUCCCUCGAUGUCAGACUUUGAAGAUUUCGGAUACCUUGAAAAAGCGGCCAACUUAGCCAUGGAUAGCACACCUAUGUGCUGUCUUAUAGAGCUUGAAAAUGGCGAGACUUCGGAGGACGUGAAUGCACCGCUACCAUGGUUUUUCUCCUCCGAACUCGAAGAAGAUGACGAGGAGAUAUAUGCCUUCACUGACUUCAAUGUUCUUGGGGUCUACAAGCGUUUCCUGGUGUAUUUCCUGAAGAUGCACGAGUGGAACGUCGAUUCCCAGAAGACCCACUGUUAUCAUUACCAGAACUGUCACCUCACCCGCCUGACUUUGUAUCCGGAGAGAGACUUACCCGAGACCGUCUAA
Messenger RNA from Postia placenta MAD-698-R-SB12, 5709 nucleotides. RefSeq lists its product as hypothetical. The record is from RefSeq and is a predicted model, not a curated record. Gene Ontology annotation, molecular function: zinc ion binding; aspartic-type endopeptidase activity; nucleic acid binding. Bases 1 to 5709 code for a protein of 1902 amino acids. Gene Ontology annotation, biological process: proteolysis. The transcript has 6 exons. NCBI's taxonomy places the organism in Eukaryota, Fungi, Basidiomycota, Agaricomycetes, Polyporales, Adustoporiaceae.